AUGGAUCAAUUGACGGUAGCAGAGAGAUAUAAGAUUGCAAUUCGAUCAUAUCGAGAAAUAUCCGACUCCAUCGAAAGAAAAGAUUCUCCAACCUAUCAAUCUAAACUAGCAUCCUUAAUUCAAGAAUUUACCCUCAUUUUAAAAAUCAUUGACAAUCUUUCAUUAUUCAGUGAAAAUGAAACAAUAGAUGAAAUAACCACAAACUACAUCCCAUUCCUCAAUGUUCAAUAUUAUAUUGGUGACUUAUACACCAGUUCAUUAAUGAACAAGAAUGGAGAGAUUGAUAUUGGCAAUAAAUUACCUAAUUUAACUACGGCAAAAGAUCACAUAAUCAAUUAUUUGAUUGGAUUAUCAAAUUAUAAAAUCCUAAAUAAACCCCAAUCAGAUCUCGUCAACAUCCUCAAACGAGACCCAAACACUACUGAACUCACAACUGUAAACCCUACAACCAGGCGACAAGAAAAGAUUGAAAAUUUCAAAUAUGAACGAGAAUUGACCACCAAACUAAAAAUCCUCGAUGAAUACUAUUCUUCCAAAGAUGAUGAAAACAACGAAUUCUCAAAACUAGAUGAAGAAAUCGUCCGUGAGAUAUUCAUUGAUCAAAUCAGAUUAUACGCCCUAAAAUCAUUCAAUUUACUCCAAUCCAUCUCAAUGGAAUCACAAGUCCUCAAAUCCAUGCCCGCCAAAACCCCUUCUUCCCAACAGCCAUCAUCACAAGUUCCAGAAGAUAAGCGAGCACCCACCCGAGAGAACGAUUAUGGAUUCACAACAAGAUUAGAAUCCUUACCUCAAUCCACCACUAAUAAAAUCUCCGAUUUCUUGUCGGGGUCAGGCAAGAUCCUAAAACCAUUCACCAUCACUUCGGAGAGACAAAGGUUGAAGGAUAAAGUCAUGGGAACUGGACAAGUAUUGCCUUCGAUGACGGUGGAGGAAUAUUUGGAUUAUGAAUUGAAGAAUGGGAAGUUGAUGAAGGAUGAAGUGAAGGAUAAACCCCAGGGUAGUGAGGAUGAAGAAGAGCUUGAUUCGGAUGAGGAAUUAGAGAAGAGGAGGUGGGAUGAUUGGAAGGAUGAAAAUCCAAAGGGGGCAGGAAAUAUGGGUGCGAAUAUAGGAUAA
Hemisphaericaspora subhashii is the source of this 1113-nucleotide messenger RNA. RefSeq lists its product as uncharacterized. The transcript has a single exon. Gene Ontology annotation, cellular component: cytosol. Gene Ontology annotation, biological process: regulation of signal transduction; regulation of dephosphorylation. Gene Ontology annotation, molecular function: protein phosphatase 2A binding. NCBI's taxonomy places the organism in Eukaryota, Fungi, Ascomycota, Pichiomycetes, Serinales, Debaryomycetaceae. The record is from RefSeq and is a predicted model, not a curated record. The coding region runs from base 1 to 1113 and encodes 370 amino acids.